AUGUCGCUUCGAGGGAUCGCUUUGGCGAUGCUGUCCGCCUCUGGUACGCAUACCCGUCACGUAUCCUUUCAACAGCGACUAACUCGUCCGAUAGCUCUUGUAGCAGCAGAUUUCAGUGCCCCUAUUCCACCAGCCCUGGUUACGCAGGCUCCACAAUGCCCCAGAAAUAUGGAUUGUGGGCCCAUGGAUCUUACGGAGGAGACUGUAUACGUUGGAGAGCCCAUUGUUGAAUAUCUACCUCGCAUACAUACCUUCAAUAAAACACACUCAAUCACCGAGACCUCCUACAAAGCCGUCGUGGAACUCGCUACCCAAAGCGUACAAGGAAUAUGCGAGAAGUUCGUUCCCGUCACCAGCACAGUCCGCCCGACGGUCACGGCUUGGAUCGACACGACCACAACGGCCCACUACUAUACCACUGAAACGACCGUCACGACAGAGUUGACGACUACCCACACUGCAGUCAUACCCACGGCGUGCUACCAGGGCAUCGGAAAACAGCCGGACAAGCCCUUCAAGCCCGUCACUUGCAAGUCGGAUGCACCUGUCUACUCAGCUCUAAGCAACCAGGAUACAGAGUCUGAUGCACCUGAUUAUGAAAUCUGA
Molecule: messenger RNA, 606 nt
Organism: Bacidia gigantensis
Lineage: Eukaryota; Fungi; Ascomycota; Lecanoromycetes; Lecanorales; Ramalinaceae
Exons: 4
Coding region: 1-606 (201 amino acids)
Source: RefSeq, a predicted model, not a curated record